AUGAAAGUGACGCCAAUUAUCUUCACUGUAUUUUGUAUUGUAGGUGCUACGACAUUGAUCAAAGCUACAACGUUAGAGCAUGUACCUCACCCGAGUGAAAAAGACAUGGAAUUAGUGUAUAUUGAUGAAGAAUAUCAAAAAGAAGGUGGACUGAGAUCAAUAUGCAACGAACUAAAAAAAUCCUUCCAAAAAGGGCGACACCACAUAUAUAAAGUUAUUGAUAAAUAUAUAAGGAAGGAUGAUUUAGGCUUAAAAAUGUUAGAAGUUGCCAAAAUCCUUGGAAAACGCAUUGAAAAACGUAUGAAAUACAUAUCGAUGAAACUGGAUGAGAUGAUGGCCUAUGAAUCAUCUUAG
Schistosoma curassoni is the source of this 354-nucleotide messenger RNA. The record is from the annotation of a GenBank genome assembly. Lineage: Eukaryota; Metazoa; Platyhelminthes; Trematoda; Strigeidida; Schistosomatidae.